AAAGAGACAUCUAUACUUUUGAACUGGAGUUUAAAACACUGUACAAAAGCAGAGGAACCGUUUUCGGACCUUAACUUUACUGGCAGGUGUAACUUGUAAGCAAUCACUUUAGAUUCAGUUAAGGUUCCCCUUGUUGACCCAAGAACAGAAAUGGGCACAGCCAUGCGAUGCGUUUCUGUCCCGUGAGACGUUUCAGAGACCACACAGGAUCCAUCAGAACAGCAGGCUCAAUGGCAUGGAACUCUAUAUUGAAACAAAGACUGCAGCUCCAAGUCACAAACCAGAGAGGGGUCUCACCUCUUGAAACAUUUCCAAUACAUCAACAUGGAUCAUCUUCUCCAAACACUGAUGCCUAUAGCAACGGCAUGCUUCAGGGGAGGUCCUUUAAAGGUUCAAGAAACCUCUCAGAGAAAACCUCCAAGAAAUCAUUCACAGGCAGAAAAGCUCUGCUCAUAGCAUGUGGUGUGCGAUGUGUCCUGUCACCACGACCCUCCAACUGCUCCACAUCAUCACCUCAUAAAGACGAGAAAGACAGACCUCAUUCCUCUUCUGCAAGGAGACAGAAAUGCAGUAGAGACUGUUUUGAAAAAGAGAGUGAACUGAGGGUAUGGGAAUCAUACACUGCGAUAAAAAGAACAGAGGACAGAGAGAGGGCGAGGAGCGGUAUACACAGACAGAGAGUCCCGCUGGAUUCAACCCACCGGCCUUCCACUGUCCCACUGGAGAAUCAGAUGAGACGCCGGGCACUAAGCACACCAGAAACUCCCAUGUGUAAAAUUGUCUGGAGAAAAAAAGAUGACCAAAAUGUCCUUCAAGAUACACAUGCUGAGGGCAAUCUUACCACAUCACUACAUCUCUUCCUGCCUUCAUCGUACCAUCCGCAGGACCAGGGAGAAGACACAACGGCGGGACAGGAUAAUAGCAGCUCAGAGGUGCACGAGAACCAACACGUCACGGAGGAACUCGGAGAGCAUGACAUCACCAUGGAGAGCCAAAAACAAGACAUCGCCAUCAACAAAACAGAAGAUGAAGAACAAAAUGAUUUCACAGAUAUCACACGAUAUGAUAUUACAGAGACCUGUCGGAAUGACACACAGAACGAUACUCCAGAGGAAACCUUUGAGAGUGACAUGAUGGAGGAGAGGCGCCAACAAGACGAAAAUAGACAACGAGAAAACACAGAAAGUCAAUUUGACAUUGGCAGAUCUUAUAAUAUCCUUGAAGACAAGCCAGAAGCAUCCGUCACAGAGAAGACUGAAGGCAUAUAUAGGAGGAGUAUAUCGGUUAGUAGUUCCUACAAAGCGUACAAUGCCAAAACACGUUUUUCGGCCACAGCCACACCUCUAACGUUCCCGUCCACCCAGACGAACAGAAAUCCAUUUCCCUCUGUUAGCGUCCUGCCGUCGUUUUACAGAACUUCAUUUGGCUAUCGCUUGACGUCUGAACCCUGCAGAUCCAAAACAAGGACCAGAACAGCCUGUGAUGACAGCAGAUUUACCCGGCAGAUGAAUGACAUGCGACAUACCAUAGAAAUAAAAGGAAAUCCCUGCUUAUUAAAAACAAGAACUGGAGCGUCAGAAAGUCCCCACCCCAAAAUAAUGAGCACCGACAGGGGGUCCCAGCCUAAUAAAAUGAAAACUACCAAGACGUUUUUGUGGGGACCGGAGGGGCCCCAAGAGACUAAGACAGUGUGUGAGCUAGAAAGUAUUGUGAACAGGUGGAGAAGCCUGGAUUAAGUCUGAGAGUGAAAGUUGUGUGUGGCCCUUCAUGCCUUUCCAAUAGAGAAAAUCUGCUUUGCAAAAAAACUGUGACUGAAUCAAAGUAGUUCAGAGUGGGACGUUAAACCACUUUAGGGUUAAUAAACUCAAAUGUCUUAUGACAUUUUGAGAAGAAGGGCUGCACUGUUCUUCUUUCAAUAUAGUCCAGCAAAGAAGAAUGAUAGACUUUUUAGGAUUUCUGACACCCAUCUGGUCUUUCUCAGUGAAUGGUAUUGAUGGCGACUAUUAUGAUUCAUUGAACAUUGAAUUCCUGAGGGCUUUGGUGCUUUUUAUUUCUUUCUGACUUGAUAUAAAAAUAAAAAAGCUUUU
Molecule: messenger RNA, 2087 nt
Organism: Pimephales promelas (fathead minnow)
Lineage: Eukaryota; Metazoa; Chordata; Actinopteri; Cypriniformes; Leuciscidae
Source: RefSeq, a predicted model, not a curated record